AUGUUGUCGGUUAUACUAGGCGCUUUAUUUUGCUCAAAUAUCAUUCAUGCCAUUGACGAUAAUCAACAUUGGAUGAAAUUCAAUGAAGAAACUUUACAUAAAUUACGGAUACCAUCGGAUCAUCUACAAACAGCAAUUUCCUAUGAUGAAUUUGAAUUAUAUAAUGAUUAUCAAUGUGCUAUCGAAUGUAUUAAAGAUAAAAAUAGUUGUAUUGGUUAUGCAUUUGACAAUAAAACUCAUUUAUGUUCAUUAUUUGAGGGUUCUUCUGAAACCAUGGAUAAUGAUGUGAUUAAAUUGCGAGAACAAUUGAAACCAAAAGCAUGCGACACGGUUAAAUGUAAACCCGAUGCUAUUUGUAUUGGAGACGACAAGCCAACGUGUAUAUGCUUAAAUGGAGGACUCACACCUGACAAUUGUGAUAGAAUAGAAAUUGGUACAUGGACUGAUUUUAAUGAUUGGUCGAAAUGUAGUGUAACAUGUGGCGAAGGUUAUCAAUUUAGAAAACGAGAAUGUUUAUCAGCAAAUGAUAAAACUAAAAAGAUUUCAAGUGAGAACUGUAUUGGUAAACAUAUUGAAAUACAACUAUGCAACAUAACAACAUGUCCAACAUAUGGAUCAUGGUCAUCUUGGACGGCCUGCUCAACAUUUUGUGGUAUUGGUAUAAAACAACGUAAUCGUUCAUGUAUUCCACCAGGCUCAAAUUGUGGAAAUUAUACUUCUGAACAACGAGCUUGUGGUGAAGCUCAUUGUCAACGUGUCGUUGGAAUCAAAGAAACAGAACCUGCCAAAUAUUCAAUGAAAGGUUAUUUAGCUAUACGAGAAGGUGAUAUUUUAUGUAUUCCGCAGAAUAAUAGUGUGGCAGUUAGACAUAUGGCUGAUUUAGUUUGUAAAUCUAUUGGUUUUACUCGUGGAGCACAAUAUGCUGUUCCUUAUCCAAUUCUGAAGAAUUCAACAUGUUAUCCUGGUAUUGUAUGUGAUGGUACAGAAAAAAAUUUUUAUGAUUGCAAAUAUGAUCGAUCACAAAUAUUGUCUGGUAGUAAUAAUUUAGUGGCUGUUAUUACUCGAUGUAUUGUUGACGGUGGUUUUUCACAUUGGUCGGAAUGGUCCACGUGUACAAAAUCAUGCGAUACUGGUCAAAGCACUCGUUCUCGAACAUGUACUGAACCAUCACCAUCUAUACUCGAACCUGAAACAAUGUCUAUAGAUUCUUCAUUAGCUGGAAUGAAUUGUACAGGAGAGUAUACACAAGUUAAGACUUGUAAUGAACAAAAAUGUUAA
Molecule: messenger RNA, 1278 nt
Organism: Rotaria sp. Silwood2
Lineage: Eukaryota; Metazoa; Rotifera; Eurotatoria; Philodinida; Philodinidae
Source: the annotation of a GenBank genome assembly